This is a messenger RNA of Haplochromis burtoni (Burton's mouthbrooder), 3260 nucleotides long. RefSeq names its product regulatory factor X, 6 (gene rfx6). The transcript is spliced from 19 exons. Lineage: Eukaryota; Metazoa; Chordata; Actinopteri; Cichliformes; Cichlidae. The record is from RefSeq and is a predicted model, not a curated record. Gene Ontology annotation, biological process: regulation of transcription by RNA polymerase II. Gene Ontology annotation, molecular function: DNA-binding transcription factor activity, RNA polymerase II-specific; RNA polymerase II cis-regulatory region sequence-specific DNA binding. Bases 1 to 2799 code for a protein of 932 amino acids.
AUGACUAUAGUAUACAGUAUAUGUAAAUUAUGGCAUACAUUUUUCACCUUAUGCCACUCUGCCCUGUAUUUGUUUGUAUCAGAAGCGGAGGAAAGUAAUGAGACGCCGUCGUCUGAGGAAGAUCAAGACCUGGUGGACUUGAACUCAGACCUGAGCAUCAAACAGAGUAUUCCUUCCUCCAGGAAGACCAUCAGUCAGAUCAUCAAGGACAAGAAAAAACAGACCCAGCUCACACUGCAGUGGCUGGAGGAGAAUUACAUAGUGUGUGAAGGAGUGUGUCUGCCUCGAUGCAUCCUCUAUGCCCACUAUCUGGACUUCUGCAGGAAAGAGAAGCUGGAGCCGGCCUGUGCUGCUACAUUUGGAAAGACAAUCCGACAGAAGUUUCCUCUCCUGACAACUAGAAGACUCGGCACCAGAGGACACUCCAAAUAUCAUUACUAUGGAAUCGGCAUCAAAGAGAGCAGCGCUUACUAUCACUCUGUUUAUUCUGGAAAAGGUUUGACCAGGUUUUCAGGGAGCAAGCUCAAAAAUGAGGGUGGCUUCACCAGGAAAUACUCUUUGAGCUCUAAAACUGGAACGCUGCUCCCAGACUUCCCCAGCGCCCAGCAUCUUCUCCUGCAAGGAAACAUUUCCAGAGAAAAGGUGGACACUCUAAUUAUGAUGUAUAAAACACACUGCCAGUGCAUCCUGGAUAAUGCCAUAAAUGUCAAUUUUGAGGAGAUCCAGAAUUUUCUGCUCCAUUUCUGGCAGGGAAUGCCGGACCAUCUGUUGCCGCUGCUGGAAAACCCCGUUAUAGUCGACAUCUUCUGUGUCUGUGACUCCAUUCUCUAUAAGGUUUUAACAGAUGUUCUGAUUCCUGCCACAAUGCAGGAAAUGCCUGAAAGUCUGUUGGCAGAUAUCCGCAACUUUGCCAAACACUGGGAGCACUGGCUGGCCUCCUCACUGGAAAACCUCCCCGAAUGUCUCGCAGCCAAGAAGCUUCCCAUAGCACGCCGCUUUGUUUCAUCCCUGAAGAGACAGACCUCAUUCCUACACCUGGCACAGAUAGCACGCCCGGCGCUUUUCGACCAGGCUGUAGUGACCAAUAUGGUGCUGGAUAUCGACAAUGUGGAUCUUAGCAGCAUUAGCUCGCAGCCUCUUCUCAGCGUAACCGCUAAUGGAGAUCAGGACCCGGAUAUCUACUCUGAGUAUGACUCUAUUACAGUCUUUCAGGAGCUGAAGGAGCUGCUGAGAAAAAACGCCACAGUGGAGUCCUUCAUCGAGUGGCUGGACUCUGUGGUGGAGCAUAAAGUCAUCAAGCCUGGUAAACAGAGCGGCCGGUCAGUGAAGAAGCGCGCUCAGGAUUUCCUCCUCAGGUGGAGUUUCUUUGGUGCCAGAGUGAUGCACACGCUCACACUCAACAAUGCUUCUAGCUUUGGUUCCUUCCAUCUGAUCAGGAUGCUGUUGGACGAGUACAUCCUGUUGGCUCUGGAGACUCAGUUCAACAACGACAAAGAGCAGGACCUUCAGAACCUGCUGGACAAAUACAUGAAAAAUGCAGAUGCCAGUAAAGCGGCGUUCAUGGCCUCGCCCAGUUCCUGCUUCCUGGCAAAUCGCAGCAAGGCCACUGCUGCCACGGACCAGCCGGUAAAGAACGAGUCUCUGGGAGAACACACCUACAUGUCUCUGUCCACCAAUCAGCAAAGCCUGGAGGGAAAAACUGUCAUCUAUCAGGGGACUGAAACCUCUGGCUUCACAGUUUCUGGUCCUCAGAUGGACUUCUCUCAGGUCAGCGGCCCCCUCAUGACCCCCCCAAUCUCUCCAGCGGGAUUAGUUCACAGAGGUUCUGUCAUCAAUCAGGGGCCCAUGGCAGGAAGGCCCCUGAUGUCCUCUUCUUCUUCCACCACCUGCUCCUCCUCUUCUUCCUCCUGCCUUUCAUCUCUCAGUGCUAUGACCCAGCCCAGCCCCUGCUCUUCAUACACGGAGACCCUGUACCAUUGUUUACCUCAAACCACCUCCGGUUAUUUUCCUCCAGCCAGCGCCUCCUCAACCCCAAACUACCAAGCUGCUCUCAGGCCUCAGAAUCAGUGUCUGGCUUCGGUUCAGUCUCAAGCUUCAUCUCUUGCCUGUCACCUGUCUCGGUACCCCUCUUUUAACGACCAGCACCUGAAUAAAAACGUGUUCUACAAUCAUCAACCUGCUCCUGUCCAUCACUCAUCCGGCAGCACUAACUGCUCCCUGGCACCCUAUGCUUCUGCAGUCCGGCCCUCAUCUGCCUACACUUCAGGUUCAGAUCCAGCUCACAGUGAACAGGGACUUGACCCUCAGGUUGCAGCCCAGAUUCUGGAUUCAGCUGAGGGGUUUGGCUUUGUGGAGACUGGACUGAACCUUCCUGGUGGUGGAUGUCAGGCACAGACGUAUUCUGUCACAGGACCAAGCGGUUAUUAUGGGAACAGCAGUUACCUGGAGAGCCAGCGCAUGACAUCACUGGUUGACCAGCAUGUGUCUGUCAUCAGCAGCGUUGGCAGUUUGCGUCCUUUCCCUUCGACGUACUCCGAAGUCCACGAUCCACUCAACAUCUUGGACGAGCCAGGAAGGAAAACGGCAGGAGCCUUUUACAGUGAGGCAGAAAACGGAGCAGAUCACUCCCUCUCCUCGUCGGGAUCUGCCCCCUGCAUGUUUGGACUUCCCUCUCAGUUCACCUCGCAGGAAUCUUUGCUUUCUCAGCAGCGUGUGACGGCAUCCUCUGAGGUCCAGGACCUGGUGUCUUCGCUGCCCCCCAUCAACACUGUGUUCAUGGGGACAGGAGGAGUGCAAUGAUGGAUCCAUCAUCCAUGGAGCGACGUAUGUGCCAGUACUGCUGUGUAGGAUGGUUUGGUUUAUAAAAAAGCAACAAGCUCAGUGGGCUGACAAAGGGUAACGACAUGUAAGAUUCUACUAAAUUCACUACAUCAAACACCCAAGCUGCAAGGUACAGUAUGAAUCUUCACUCAGCCACCAGGACACUCCAGCAUGCAGUGCUGAUGAAAAACAGUUGACCUCUGAUAACAGUUUUAUCAGGAAGCCAGCCUUUGAUACCUAUGCUAACUUAAAGAUAUUUAUAUUUAACAAAAAUCUUAUUUAAAUAUAUUUAAAUACACGCAGACUGUGCUAUCCACCUCGAAACAGUUGUUUCUUCUUCAUCCACAACUGUGUUUUUUAAUUGGUAAUUUUUCCAGAUUGGAAAUAACAGCGAACACUGCUUUUGUUCCUUCAGUGUUUUUUCUGUGUGCAAGAAGUUG